UGGACCAUGGUCCGGCCAUGGGCUCUAGUCCCAGUAGAUAGGAAAAGAAGUCGUCAUUUCCGGGGGCCUUCACCAGAGCUUGGUGGCUCUCUGCUCUCUGAUUGGGCGGAAAUGGCCUGGGCAGGCUUGUGACCCUACUACAGAGGAGGGGCAGCACCCCAACCAGUGUCUUCCUAUCUACUUGCUUCCCCAGAGUGCUGCCUGCUGUGCAACUGGGUCCUGAAGCCCUUCUCCACCCGGACAGAUUCCUUGGCCCACCUCUCCCCCACCCCGCUCUGUGCAGAAGUGCAGAAGCCCAAGCCGCCUCCAUGGCCCCAGGAAAGAUUCAGGGGAGAGGCCCCAUACAGGGAGCCACUUCAGUUAGAUACCCUGGCCAGAAUGGAGCUGACUGAUUUGCUCCUGGUGGCCAUGCUUCUCCUCACCGCAAGACUAACUCUGUCCAGCCCUGUUCCUCCUGCCUGUGACCCCAGACUCCUAAAUAAACUGCUGCGUGACUCCCACCUCCUUCACAGCCGACUGAGUCAGUGUCCUGACGUCAACCCUUUGUCUAUCCCUGUCCUGCUGCCCGCUGUGGACUUUAGCCUGGGAGAAUGGAAAACCCAGACGGAACAGAGCAAGGCACAGGACAUUCUAGGGGCAGUGUCCCUUCUACUGGAGGGAGUGAUGGCAGCACGAGGACAGUUGGAACCCUCCUGCCUCUCAUCCCUCUUGGGACAGCUUUCUGGGCAGGUUCGCCUCCUCUUGGGGGCCCUGCAGGGCCUCCUAGGAACCCAGCUUCCUCUACAGGGCAGGACCACAGCUCACAAGGACCCCAGUGCCCUCUUCAUGAGCCUGCAACAGCUGCUGCGGGGAAAGGUGCGCUUCCUGCUUCUGGUAGAAGGUCCCACCCUCUGUGUCAGACGGACCCUGCCAGCCACAGCUGGCCCAAGCAGAGCUUCUCAGCUCCUCACACUAAACAAGUUCCCAAACAGGACUUCUGGAUGGUUGGAGACGAACUUCAGUGUCACAGCCAGAACCACUGGCCCUGGACUUCUGAACAGGCUUCAAGGAUUCAGAGCCAAGAUUAUUCCUGGUCAGCUAAAUCAAACCUCCGGGUCCCCAGACCAAAUCCCUGGGUACCUGAACAGGACACACGGACCUGUGAAUGGAACUCAUGGGCUCUUUGCUGGAACCUCACUUCAGACCCUGGAAGCCUCAGACAUGGCACCAGGAGCCUUCAACAAAGGCUCCCUGGCACUCGACCUCCGGGGUGGACUUCCUCCUUCUCCGCGCCUUGCUCCUGAUGGACACACACUCUUCCCUCCCUCCCCAACCUUGCCUACCCAUGGAUCUCCACCCCAGCUCCACCCCCUAUUUCCUGACCCUUCUUCUACCGCCAUGCCUAACUCUACCGGCCCUCAUCCAAUCACAAUGUACCCUCAUUCCAGGAAUUUGUCUCAGGAAGCAUAGCACGUACUGGCACAGUGAGCAUCUGCAACAUCUCUCAGGGACAAGCUUCCCCAGGAAGGCUGAGAGGCAGCCGCGGCUGCUCUAGAUGCCCUGCUUUCACCUAAAGGCCCUGGGGAAGGGAUGUACAGGACUGGAGAUUGUAAAAUUUUAGGAGCUAUUUUUUUUUUUUUAACCUAUCAGCAAUAUUCAUCAGAGCAGCUAGCGAUCUUUGGUCUAUUUUCAGUAUAAAUUUGAAAAUCACUAAUUCUCUAUAUGUGCUUUCAUAACAUUAAGUCUGCAAAUGCCUAGGCUGGUCUCGCCUUUUAUCAGAAAACAAAAGGGAACUUUCCUUUGCUUCAAGUUUAAGCCUCCCCCACCCCACCCCACACCCACCCCCCCACUCCACCCCCACAAUGCCCUCAUUCCCUUCACUGUAAUUCUCAAGAGAUACUGCUCUUGAUAAAGAAUUAACAGGUUAUCUCUUAGAAAGACUGUCCCUACUUAGGGACAAAACUGAACCUGUAAGAGAAUAACUGAGAGCACUCAAAAGCCAAUUAAAACUCAGGGACCAGUGUUCUUCACUGGGACAAUAGAGCUCCUGGACCCGACCCCCCAAGAAAGCUAACCGGAAGCCUGGGAACUCCACCCCCCAGGUAAGGCUGUGCAGAUGGCUCAGUAAAGAGCAGACUUGGAUGUGGCAGCUGAGCAAAGAGUUAGAGCAUCAGCAGCUCAGCAGGAGCUCAUCCAGGCCUGGGCUCCUGCUUCCCUCCUGUGGAGGUCAGGCGGAAGUGCAGGAAGUGGCAAGAGGCAGGCUCCACAGCAGGCUCACACAGCAGGACAAGCACAGAGUGGUUGAAGGCUCUUUACAAUUUCCACAAGUGCAUCUAAAAAGCAGCCCUGUGUGACCACCCCAAAGUUUAUUGGAAACCUCCCCCCGCCCCCCGAAAUGAAGGCAGUUAUGAGAAGACU
Mus pahari (shrew mouse) is the source of this 2397-nucleotide messenger RNA. It is a transcript of the gene Thpo, whose product is annotated as thrombopoietin. Gene Ontology annotation, cellular component: extracellular region. Gene Ontology annotation, biological process: cell population proliferation; thrombopoietin-mediated signaling pathway; positive regulation of ERK1 and ERK2 cascade. The record is from RefSeq and is a predicted model, not a curated record. Gene Ontology annotation, molecular function: cytokine activity; hormone activity. The transcript is spliced from 6 exons. Lineage: Eukaryota; Metazoa; Chordata; Mammalia; Rodentia; Muridae. Bases 379 to 1449 code for a protein of 356 amino acids.